CUGGUGCAAUGCAUUUUAAUACACUCUAAUGCUAAAGCGAAGAUUGAGCUGAUAAAAAUGAAGUCUUGAUCUCCUAGUCUUUGUUAAAAAUUCCGGGAAGUUGCUGGUGGGCUUCUUGGGAGUUGUUCUCCCUAUUUCUGAUACUACACUUUCUUUCUUGUUCUGGCCGAUUGAAGGUUGUUGCUGCCGGGAAAUCUAACAUGGCAGAAGUGCUUAUAUCAGGAGUUGUCCGAAAACUUGCCGAGAUAGCAGGUAAUCUAUUAGCAAAAACUUGCUCCCGCUUGUUUGAGUUGGAAGAAAACAUUAAUUGGGUUCGAGCUGAGAUGAGCAGUAUUCGAUCUUUCUUGGAAAAAGCUGAUGCAGUAGAGUCAGAAAGCGGAGGAUUGGCUGACGAUAUCAGGAGCAUUUGGGAUCUUCUUUAUGAUUUGGAGGAUAUCAUGGAAGAGUACUUCCCUAACCUAUCACCACUUACAAGGACUGACUGGAAGGGUUGGUUUUCGUUUCCGAAUGCCAAAGCUGCCCAUGACUUUGCGGUGGAGAUUGAAGAAAUAAAACGAAGGUCGGUGGAUAUCAGUCGCAGGAGACAGACUUAUCAAGUCCCAGAUGCAAGUGGCCCUGCUGGAAGUGAGGUAUGGGAUCCAAGAAUAACUUUUCCUCACACUGACGAAGUAAAUGUUGUUGGUAUGGACGAACACAUUAAGGAAUUGGUGGCCAAAUUGACGGAUCAAGAUUCAAAGCAUCGUGUGAUCUCAAUUACAGGCAUGGCCGGUGUAGGCAAGACAACACUGGCCAGAAAGGUUUAUAAUUCUGUUCGACAAAGUUUUGAGUGUUCAGCUUGGAUUUAUGUCUCUCGACAACCAAACCCAAAUGAACUUUUACAUGAUAUAGCAAGGCAAGUUGGCUUGACGGAGGAGCGCAACAACAACUUUGUGGGUAAUUUGUUCCAUCUUUUAAGCAAAAACAGGUAUGUGAUAGUAAUUGAUGAUAUAUGGAAGAUUGAACCAUGGAACGCUUUAAAAAAAGGCAUUCCUGUUAAUUACAUGAAUGGCAGUAGAAUAAUCAUCACUUCCCGAUACAACGAGAUAGGUAGACAAAUUGGUGGGUCUUUACAUGAAUUAAAACCCUUAGACGAAGAAAAGAGUAGAGAGCUAUUCUUCAAAUUGGUUAUGGCUGCCUCGCAAGACAAUGAUAAAGAUGGUGAUCCCUCACAAUCGGAAAGCAUUAUUGGUGAGAGAAUACUACAGAAAUGUGGCGGUGUGCCGCUUGCGAUAGAAGUUAUAGCAGGCCUGUUGUCAUCAAAAGAGAGAAACAUGCAUGCAUGGGAUGGGGUAUUAGAGAAUAUAGGUGGAGAUGAAGACCAAUGCUCAAAGAUCUUUGCUUUGAGCUACAAAGAUUUACCUUCGAUGUUGAAACCAUGUUUUUUGUACUUUGGUUUAUUUCCAGAGGAUCACGAAAUUUUAACGUUCAAACUAAUCAAUUUAUGGGCAGCUGAAGGAUUCAUACAUGGCAGUGGGAAAAGGGCGGUUGAGGAUGUGGGGCAAGAUUACCUAAAUCAGUUAGUUAGUAGAAACCUAAUUCAAGUUGUCAAGAGGAAGUUCAACGGGACAGUUGGAUGUUGUCGUAUUCACGAUAUCUUGCAUGACCUUUGCAUUAAGAAUGCUAGGGAGAUGAACUUUUUUAACACUCUCAAUGAUGUAGCCACUAGUGUAGAUUGCCUUGCACCACGCAGAGUCACUGCCUAUCAAAGUGAAGUUGGCAACUAUGUAUCUCCAAAUUAUCAAACUCCAAAACUUCGGGCCUUGUUAUGUUUCGAUGAUUUGAUAAGGUUUUGGAAGGAGGAUAAGCAGGUUAACCUUCGUCUUAAAAACUUCAAAUUUCUUCGGGUGCUAAUUAUAAUGUGCUUCCCUUGGCUGGGGGCUCCUAUAAAUGAAAUUGUGAAGUUAAAACACCUGUAUCACCUUGAAUUGGGAGGGGGUAAGGUGGAGCUUCCUUACGCCAUAAGCAAUUUGGAAAAUUUGCUGACCUUGGAUCUACAUAAAUGCCUUGAACUCGUCCUCCCUGAUGUCAUCUGGAAAAUGAAGCAUCUAAGACAUAUUAUAUUACCUAUUAAAUGUUGGGCUCCUUUAGUCCGUGGGGUCAACUUGGAUUGUCAUAGGUUCCUUCCAUCUGAAGUUUCUUUACCAAACUUGCAGACCCUCUAUGGAUUGCCUGUCAAACUUUUUGAGGCCAAUUGGUUGCACAAACUUUAUAGUUUGAGAACACUGAAAGUCUCCUUUACAACUGAGGAGCAUAUCAUUGAGGUACUAUCAGGUGCAACCCCCCUGUCACAGAGGCUAGAAGAAUUGUAUUUAUUAUCGGCAAGAUAUUCAAAAUCUGCUAUAACUCAGGGAUCAUUUACCAAAUUUAGGUCAACAUUGGAUCUGUCUAAUUAUGAAAAACUUGAUAAGUUAUGCAUGCGACAGGUAGAUAUGGCGAAUUUUCCACAGCCUGAUAAACUGCCAACAUGCCUCACAGUGCUUAUCCUUGAGGACACGGGGAUGGAAACGGACCCAAUGUUGACUUUGAAGAACCUACCUAAACUUAAUAUCCUUAUACUUGGAUGGAAUUCGUUCUCUGGGGAGAAUAUGGUAUGCUCCGGAGAAGCUGACAGCUUUCCUCAACUCAAAGUAUUGAAAAUUUAUUCAAAGUGUCUGAAGGAGUUUAAAGUUGAGGAAGAAGCAAUGCCCAAACUCAAGGACGUUACCCUCUUCACUCACUACACGCUGAUAAUGAAUGUUCCAGAUAGAAUCAGAAAUAUAAUCAAGAUUAUCGAUGACAUAAGAGAUGACUUAUGGUAUCCAGAUGAGAUAAUUGAUUCUCCACAUGGUCUGUGACUUCAUCGUGGAAGGUUAAAGCAUGGGCUCUUGAUCUUCAGAUUGCUUGCUCCUCAAUCUAUUCUUGUGAUAUGAUGCCUUUGGUUGAUUGAUUCUCAUGAGAAGGAAUGGCAUCUGCUUUGUGAUUUGAUAUUUUGGUUGCUUAAUUACCUUUAUCUGUUGUCUGAAUUUGUCAGUGACUUUGAUAAAUGUUGAAUAAAUUUACAUAUACUGGUAUCUUUGAACUCACCAGUGGUCAAUCUAUUGAUUAUUCUGUAUCCAUAAUCAAAAAAUACAAAAAAUUGAUUGUAACGCCCCUUCCUCUGCCAUGUUAUUGUUUUGAAAAUUAGUGGGUGUAAAUGUAAUUUUUUUUUUUUUUAAAAAAUACUGAAUUCUCCAUGAAUUUUCGAGACUUGCUAUAACUGCUGUUAAUAAAUUUGUAGUGCCAUUCCUUCUGGGGGGAAAAAAUUUGUAGAAUGAAUUUUUGCCCAGAGCGAGAAAGAGGCAUUUCCUCCGGGUGGAAGGCAUUUCCAUUUGAGGCAAUGAGAGACGACGUUUCCUCCAGGCGGAACUCAAGCUGAGCCUCGUCGCCUGAGCCAUUUCUGGUUCGUUGAAUCAACUGCUUCCGUUCGCUAGGUUCUGGCACUUUCAAACGAAAUCAUUUCGAGAAUGGAUGAAGAACAACGCCGGAUAAUGGACUGAUGCCUUAUCAGCCAUCCGAUGAUCGUAAGUGAAACAUUAGCCAUCAGAUUGGUACAUAAAAGGAAAAAAUAAAAACACAAAAGGACUGUCGAGAGUGAGUAUUUAUAAGGGCGAUUCCCGAGAAAUUCAGAUGUCUAUAGGUGUCAGACGAGCACGGGCGGAAUCUGCAAUCUCUCUUCCGCCGUAUCUUUCUCUACCAUUGACGCCCGUACCUUUUGAUUAUUCAAUGUUUAGAAUUAUAACGUUUUCAUAUUUUUGUUUCCUUUUUGGUUCUGUUUUCAUGAAAUCGGAGAUCGAAGAUCCCGAAGGAACUGUUUAUGCGAAGAGGAUUUUCAAGAUUAAGAUUCAGACACCUGAAAGGUACCAUUUUUAGCCUCCAAUUGUGACCGUGACCUUUGCAACUCCAAUAUUUCACUCGAAUAUGACACUGGAGGCCGGAUUUGUCUCGACAUUCUCAACCUUCCUCCUAAGAGCAGGGAGUACAAAUAUGACAGACAUGCCUUUGAUCAGAGGGCAUGAUUAAUGAGAGAGAAAUAUGCCAGGGCUGGAGUAAGUGGGCAUGAUAGUACCAGUGAAUGCUUUCAAGCUCGGAUCAGAUGAAAGGAUGAUGGAAACUAAAGGGUCGGAUCCCAUGAAGACUGAACUUGAUGAACGCUCUCUAAGUCAUAGAAAGCUAUAUGGGAUCAACCGAAAGUUGUCCCUGGAGUCUUCUGGGUUAUUUUGUGAGAAGGAAUUAGAAGAAAAAGUCAGCGGAGCACCUAUUCAUCAUCUUGGGCACAAACAAAAAUAAGAUAAAAGUCCAGAAGAAGAGUCCAAACCGAGCUUGGAUGAGCACUUUCAAAAUCAUGAGAACCCAAGGUGGACAAAACGGAAAUUAUCACUUGAAUCAUUUAGUCCUCUGGAGACAAGAUAUGAUGCUGAGGAGAAUUUGGUGCCCACCCACCACACCACACAUCCUUGUUUAACUCCCCGGAUAUUGUCAUGAUGUACAGAGUGCUCUAGAGUCCCGCCAGAUAGUCACCACAAUGAGAAACAGCCUCGUCAUGAUGGUGAUAGUAAAUCAGUAAAUGAUAAUGUGAAUAGUAGUUC
Molecule: messenger RNA, 4643 nt
Organism: Diospyros lotus (date-plum)
Lineage: Eukaryota; Viridiplantae; Streptophyta; Magnoliopsida; Ericales; Ebenaceae
Product: toMV susceptible protein tm-2-like
Exons: 6
Coding region: 201-2873 (890 amino acids)
Biological process (GO): defense response to other organism
Molecular function (GO): ADP binding; ATP hydrolysis activity
Source: RefSeq, a predicted model, not a curated record